GGUUUCGCUAUGGGAGUGAUAUAGUUCCUUUUUCAAAGGAAGAUGAAGAGCAGAUGAAAUACAAAACAGAAGCAAAAUGUUUUUCUGUUUUGGGAUUCAGCAGAUCCUCUCAGAUCCAGAGGCAUUACUACAUGGGCAACCAGGUUCUGAAGGUCUUUGCAGCGAAAGAUGAUGAGAGCGCAGCAGUUGCUUUUUCUGCCCUUGUUCAUGCAUUGGAUGAGAUGCAAAUGGUAGCUAUAGUGCGCUAUGCUUAUGAUAGAAGAUGCAACCCUCAAGUUGGCGUAGCUUUUCCGUAUAUUAAGGACGCAUACGAGUGUCUCAUCUAUGUGCAACUACCCUACAUGGAAGACUUAAGACAGUACAUAUUUUCAUCCUUGAAAAACAACAAAAAAUGCAUUCCUACAGCGGAUCAGUUAUCUGCUGUUGACUCUUUGAUUGAUUCUAUGAAUUUGGUUUAUGAAGAUGAUGAUGGAGAAACUUUUGAGGACCUGUUCAAGCCCAGCAAAAUCCCAAACCCUCAUUUUCAGAGGUUAUAUCAGUGUUUGCAGCAUAAGGCUUUUCACCCCAGUGAGCCAUUGCCACCAAUUGAACAGCAACUUUUGGAGAUGCUAGAGAUGCCCUCUGUGGUAAAAGAAAGGUGUCAGGCUCCUCUUGAGAAAGUAAAAGCACUUUUCCCCCUAAAGGAAGUUGGCAAGAAAAAAGAAGAGAAGACUGCUCAAGACAUCUUCAAAGACAACAGUGAAGAUGGAUCCACCUCUAAGAAACCAAAAACUGAAGAUGAGGAAGGUAGCUUUAGCAUCAUAAAACUUUCUGAAGGCAAUGUCACCUCUGUUGGCAGUGUUAACCCAGCAGAAGAUUUCCGAACUCUGGUGAGGCAGAAAAAUGCUGACUUCAGAGAUGUGAGUCAGCAGUUGAUAAACCGCAUUGAUCAGUUUCUGGAAAAUAAAGGUUCACAGUACUACAUGAAAGGGAUCAAUUGUAUCAGAGUUUUCAGAGAGGAGGCUAUUAAGCUGUCCAAGAUGCAGUGCUUUAAUGACUUUCUGCAGGCCCUGAAAUCAAAGGUGGAAGAUAAAGCCUUAGCUGAUUUCUGGGAGAUCAUGAUACAAGACAGAAUUUCUUUGAUCACUAAAGAUGAAGCAGAGGGAAGUCUGGUGACUAGUGAAGAGGCUGAAAAGUUUUUGGCUCUGGAAGAAAAGAAAAAUGAAACUCUGCCUCCCACAGAUGAAGGUGGUGAUGUUGAUGAUUUGCUGGACAUGAUGUGA
Phaethon lepturus (White-tailed tropicbird) is the source of this 1262-nucleotide messenger RNA. RefSeq names its product X-ray repair complementing defective repair in Chinese hamster cells 5 (double-strand-break rejoining) (gene XRCC5). Lineage: Eukaryota; Metazoa; Chordata; Aves; Phaethontiformes; Phaethontidae. The record is from RefSeq and is a predicted model, not a curated record. The transcript has 13 exons. The annotation marks the transcript as partial. Gene Ontology annotation, cellular component: nucleus; Ku70:Ku80 complex. Gene Ontology annotation, biological process: cellular response to X-ray; DNA recombination; telomere maintenance. Gene Ontology annotation, molecular function: damaged DNA binding; DNA helicase activity; double-stranded DNA binding.